Messenger RNA from Neurospora tetraspora, 329 nucleotides. RefSeq lists its product as uncharacterized. The coding region runs from base 45 to 230 and encodes 61 amino acids. NCBI's taxonomy places the organism in Eukaryota, Fungi, Ascomycota, Sordariomycetes, Sordariales, Sordariaceae. The record is from RefSeq and is a predicted model, not a curated record. The transcript is spliced from 2 exons.
AAUACGCAGACCUCGCUCCCUGCGGUCAAACAUGCAUCAGGAACAUGUUUAACCAGGCAUACACCAUGAACUGCCCCCCGUAUCCCAACGGCCGACCCAACCUUGAGUGUCUCUGUAACGACGUCAACUUCUUUAACGGCAUCGGUGACUGUGCUUUCAGGGCCUGCUAUACUCAGGACGCCGAGAACACUUUGGGCCUCGCUGUGAUUUAUUGCACGGAUCGUAGGUAGUUCAUCUUCUUUUCCUAACCCCUUCCUUCCCAUCUUCCCUUCCUUCCCAUCUUCCCUUCCUUCCCAUCUUCCCUUCCUUCCCAUCUUCCCUUCCUUCCC